Messenger RNA from Saccostrea cuccullata (small rock oyster), 997 nucleotides. RefSeq names its product dCTP pyrophosphatase 1-like. The record is from RefSeq and is a predicted model, not a curated record. Gene Ontology annotation, cellular component: cytosol. Gene Ontology annotation, molecular function: dCTP diphosphatase activity. The transcript has 4 exons. Lineage: Eukaryota; Metazoa; Mollusca; Bivalvia; Ostreida; Ostreidae. The coding region runs from base 103 to 588 and encodes 161 amino acids. Gene Ontology annotation, biological process: dCTP catabolic process; DNA protection.
AAUGUGUGUGUAAUUUGCAUCGGGAUCGGUGCUUGAAUGUAAACACGUGUUGUUACUUUCACUUUCAAUUUUGCCUUCUUGCAAGCCGUCAAGCAAUCUAAAAUGAAUGAAAAUAAUGACUCAAAGAAGCCAAAGUUGGAUCUAGGAUCUGGCGAUGAUGAAGAUUGCCAUGAUAGUGAUGUCGAUUUUAAGUUUAGCAACGAACUUGCACUGGAAAAAAUACGACAAUUACAGGCGAAGUUUUGCAAGGAGAGAAAUUGGGACCAGUUUCACAAACCUAGAAAUGUUCUGCUUGCUUUAGUUGGGGAAGUAGGGGAGUUGGCAGAAAUAUUUCAGUGGAAAGGUGAAGUUAGUGUUGGAAUUCCAGAACUCAGUGUUAAAGAGAAGGAACAUGUGGGACAGGAAUUGAGCGACAUUUUGAUCUAUCUCGUCCGAUUAGCAGACAGAUGUCAGAUAGAUCUACCGUCAGCCGUGCUACAGAAAAUACACCAAAACGGACUCAAAUAUCCCGUACAGAAGGUCUACGGCAAAAAUAACAAAUACACUGAUUAUGUUACAGAGAGCAAGGAAGAUGAAGAAAGAACUUGAUAAUCAUGACCAACAGAAAAAGAACAUCUCAAGUAUUCAGAUGUAGUCCAAAAUUGUAAACUAGUUCUACCAGUGAAAUGGGAAACAUAGAAACAGACAAUCAUUGAAAGCCGUAGUGGACACUGCAUCAUUUUUAAUUAAUAGUUGAUGUUCAAAUAUUUUUGUUGAUUGUUAGUUGUCAUGAAAUUUAUGAAUCAUUUAUGUAGCUAUCACAUGUAAAUAAUUUUUUAUAAUUAAUUAUCAAAACACAGAGUAAGUAAAAUUUUAACCCCUCAUUCUUAUCGUGUAUCCUUUUUUAUGUCAGUGCAUUCUCAGCAUUAUGCACCAAAUCUUCAUAGGGAGUGUUUCAUGAGCUCUGAUUUGAAUUAAUAUUCAGUAUACAACACGGUUUGAAGUAAUGGUUUGUGAG